Messenger RNA from Lindgomyces ingoldianus, 1734 nucleotides. RefSeq lists its product as uncharacterized. The record is from RefSeq and is a predicted model, not a curated record. The coding region runs from base 226 to 1464 and encodes 412 amino acids. Gene Ontology annotation, cellular component: inositol phosphoceramide synthase complex. Lineage: Eukaryota; Fungi; Ascomycota; Dothideomycetes; Pleosporales; Lindgomycetaceae. Gene Ontology annotation, molecular function: inositol phosphoceramide synthase activity. The transcript is spliced from 3 exons. Gene Ontology annotation, biological process: sphingolipid biosynthetic process; inositol phosphoceramide metabolic process.
GCAGAGCUGUCGAGGCUUCCGCGUCUUCCGGUCCUUAGCUUAGUGGCAGAAACCAGCAAUUGAGUCUUCUCCUCAACACCACACACGCGCACGAGACCCGGUUGCGAUAUUCGCCGCCCUCCGACGCAGCCUCAUAGUGUGUAACCGAAUCCUCAAUCCUUCCUCUCCGCCACCCUAGGAAAUACAUCCUGGUUAUACGCCCGACGACGAAGCGAAACGACGGCCAUGAUGCCGGCGCAGAACCUCACGGUUCCGUUCGAGGGUGAAACUCAAUGGCACUCCAAGCCAGCUUGGAAGUUGCCAGGUUGGGCCGAGCCUAUUAUCGUUGCCAGUAUUCUGUUCUUUGCCAUGUUCAUGACCCGACGCCGCGGCUUUCGAAUCUUGAACAAGUCCUCCAGUCGUUCUGGCUAUCUCGACAGUCUUAGCUCAAAUGACUCUUCUGACCGUCUGCUCUCCUAUGACUCUGAUGGCGAGGGUGAAUACGACGGAUUCAUGUCAACGAGCAAAUACCCGCCAAAGAAUCGCAACUGUUGUGGCAUCGUUCUCCCAAUGCCCAAUACUUCUCGAUUCAGGAACAAUCUCCACAGCCGGGUUCUCCAGCGGUACCCCUUCCUCAUCGAGAUGUUCUACUGGAUCAUCAAUUACGCCUUCUACCGGUUCACGUCUAUCGCUUCCCAGACAAUCUUCGCCAAGACGGGCAUUUGGAAUGUCGCGCAGGACCAUGGACUUGCUGUCCUUGAGACUGAAGAGUUUAGCAUUCUUAGCAUCCUCUUCCCUAUCCGUGAGCGGGACGUUCAGCAGUGGUUCAUGACUGGCCACCAGGACGCGCUCACGGUCUUGAACAAGGCGUAUGCGCUGAUACAUAUCCCUGGCACCGUUGGAUUCAUCUGCUGGUACUACUACGUCGCCCCCUCCUUCGACACCUUCGCCCUCGCCCGCCGCACUAUGACCCUCACUAACUUUUGCGCCUUCAUUACCUUCAUCUUCUACCCAUGUAUGCCACCCCGCCUCCUCCCCCCGGAGUACGGCUUCCUCGACACAGUCCGCCACGACGACGCGCAGAGCGUAUGGAUGAGCGGCAAAUACGUCAACACCCUUGCAGCCAUGCCUUCUAUGCACUUCGGAUACUCCUUCUGCAUCGGCAUGACGUUAAUAUACCAUUCCGGCCUCUUCCGCCGCACGUUAGAAAAAGGCGAACCCCGGAAGUCUCUCUUCUGGAAAGUCUUCUAUCUCAUCAUCGGCCUUGGUUACCCCACUUUCAUUCUCACGACCAUCGUUGCGACCGCGAACCACUAUUUCAUGGACGCGGUUAUGGCGGCGCUAUUUGUGGUCUUUUCCUUUGGGUUCAACAAGGUCUUCUACAUCUUCAUCCCACUGGAAGACUUCCUUCUCUAUCUGAUACGCGCUGAGAAACCGACUCCAACGACCGGUGAUCGGUAUCAUGAGCGUGGUGGUCGGAUCUAAUGCCCGGUGGUGUAGAUGUCUACGGGCAUUGCGGAUCCACCGCCUGGUGGUGCAUUUUCCUUUGUAUACAAGUAGAUCCAUGAUUCGGCAUACCCCCACUUCAUUCUGCAUUGCGGGAGCAUUUUCUGGGUCUAAUGGCGGGUGGGAUCUGGGUCUUGGCGUUCAAUAAUAAAUGGGUUAAUUUCACGGCCUAAUAUUGGAAAAUGUGCUGGCUCUAUAGCACCUUUGUAAAGCUUACGGUUGAUGUGGUGCACCCAAUGCUAAUGGACU